This is a messenger RNA of Acanthoscelides obtectus, 1283 nucleotides long. Lineage: Eukaryota; Metazoa; Arthropoda; Insecta; Coleoptera; Chrysomelidae. The record is from the annotation of a GenBank genome assembly.
GCUUAAGCAAAUGAAUCGUCUUUUUUUCAGUCGGAGGCUAUGUGCAAAGAUUUUGGAAAGACCGUUCAAGUCAAAACAGCUGGAAUGUAAGCCAACCUUUAAGCACUACUACGUAAAGUGCGGAGACAAGCUCUGUCAAGCUGUAAGGUUGGUUUAUGAAAAUCACUAUAAAGAGGUGACAACUCGAGGAACCAGUGAAGUUUAUUCAUGCUGCCCUGGAUGGACUUUGAUCACAAAUAGGAGUCAUGGAUGUAACAAGCCUGUUUGCUCAAAGCCCUGCCUGAAUGGAGGAAAAUGCGUUAGACCUGAACUCUGCGCCUGUUUACCAGGAUUCAGUGGCCCGCAGUGCGAAAACACAGACAGCAUAGCAGCAGUGACUUGUAGCAAACCAUGUCUGAAUGGGGGAAAAUGCUCAAAGCAUGGUAUCUGCAGUUGUCUAAAGGGAUACAGUGGCGUACACUGCGAAAUUGAUAUGAAAACUCACUGCCCGUUCAGUUGUUUGAAUGGAGGUACUUGCGUGAGUGGUGAAUGCGCGUGCCGUAGGGGAUUCACAGGCAGGCGCUGCGAGCGUGAUAUUGACGAAUGCAUAGAAGAGAAACCCUGCGACCAAAUCUGUCACAAUACGCACGGGAGCUUCCGAUGUCAAUGCAGAGAAGAUUUCGUCUUGCAACCUGACGAACAAAGCUGCAAGAAGGAAAACGACGAUGGAGGCAUAGAAGCUAAAGACCUGGAAUUUGAGCUUUUGGAUAAAAGACUGUUGAAAUUAGAAACAAUGAUGGGUGAAAGCCACAAAAAUGACGUUUCCAAGGAUGACUUGCGUAACGUGUACAGGGACAUUAACCAUAUCUCGGAAGAUGUUAGCGACCUUAAGAAUAAAAUAAACGAUAUGGAAAACUACAAGAGUGAUCUGCACGUUUUCAAAAGUAAGCUGAGUUACAUAGAAAAGAAAGCUGAAAAAGUGGAUGAUCUCAUGUUAAAAUAUGACCGAAUGAAAAAAUGUGCCUUUAAUAAUAAAAUUUGUAUUUGAAUGACUGACAUGUGUUGUAAAUAUUAAUGUAUAAUUGUUAGAAAUAAUUCGAAAACCUAGCUUUAAACCACUGCCACGUUAAUUUUUAUACCUAUUUAUAAUAAAGAGUUUCUACAAAAACGUGCAAUCAUAUCACCUAAAAGGAAGGUCUGUAUAUAGCAAGAUAAAACACAGAUCAAAUGUUGAGGGGUAUAUCCGCUAAUUUUUAGGUGAAGUAAGUUGUAUACAACAUAAUACCCUCCCCCCUGAAUUCAAG